AUGGCUCAAGCCGCGAAGAGGGUGACUUUGCCCGAACUGCGCAAAAGUGAAGAUGUAAAGCCUGUCAAGAAAACGCCGAUUCAUUAUCCCUUCUGGUUCGGCGGCAGCGCAAGCUGUUUUGCGACUUUCUUCACCCACCCGCUGGAUCUUGUAAAGGUCCGCCUACAAACACAGGCGACUCAUGGCGUACGGUUAAACAUGGUGCAAAUGUUUUCUCAUGUUAUGAAAACUGAUGGUGUACUGGGUCUUUACAAGGGCAUAUCUGCGGCGCAGCUUCGUCAAGGCACAUAUAGCAUGACACGCUUCGGUGUGUACGAAUCGCUAAAAGCCCGCAUGACAACGACCGAUAACAGACCUUCGUUCCUUACACUCGUUGGUAUGGCCUCAGUAUCAGGCUUUCUUGGUGGCUUUGCUGGAAAUCCAGGAGACAUCCUGAACGUGCGUAUGCAACAUGAUGCUGCGCUGCCAAAGGAGAAGAGGCGAGGCUACAAAAAUGCUAUUGACGGUAUCAUACGCAUGUCGCGAGAAGAAGGCGUAGCUAGCCUGUGGAAAGGCGUUUGGCCCAAUUCCUCAAGAGCCGUGCUCAUGACUGUUGGCCAACUGGCGACCUACGAUGGAUUCAAGCGUGUCCUGUUGAACUACACACCUCUUCAGGACAAUCUCACCACGCAUUUCACCGCGUCUUUUCUGGCAGGUUUUGUCGCUACCACGAUCUGUUCGCCAGUAGAUGUUAUCAAGACCAAAGUCAUGAGUUCAAGCGAGAAUGCAGGCCUUGUCAAAACAGUCUCAGAUACGAUGAGGGCUGAGGGAUUCCGCUGGAUGUUCAAGGGCUGGGUACCAAGUUUCAUUCGCGUCGGACCGCAUACUGUACUCACGUUUCUAUUCUUGGAACAACAUAAAAAGGUCUACCGCCAGCUCAAGAGGGUAGAUUAG
Molecule: messenger RNA, 933 nt
Organism: Bipolaris zeicola 26-R-13
Lineage: Eukaryota; Fungi; Ascomycota; Dothideomycetes; Pleosporales; Pleosporaceae
Exons: 4
Coding region: 1-933 (310 amino acids)
Biological process (GO): mitochondrial transport; malate transmembrane transport; succinate transmembrane transport
Cellular component (GO): mitochondrial membrane
Molecular function (GO): thiosulfate transmembrane transporter activity; succinate transmembrane transporter activity; malate transmembrane transporter activity
Source: RefSeq, a predicted model, not a curated record